This is a messenger RNA of Bathycoccus prasinos, 1968 nucleotides long. RefSeq lists its product with no specific name. The transcript has a single exon. Lineage: Eukaryota; Viridiplantae; Chlorophyta; Mamiellophyceae; Mamiellales; Bathycoccaceae. The record is from RefSeq and is a predicted model, not a curated record. Bases 1 to 1968 code for a protein of 655 amino acids.
AUGACCGUCUGGACGUCGGACACGGGCGAAAAGGAGAAGAAGUUUUGGAAGCGCGAAAGCGAGAGAACGGUGCGAGACGAGGAAACGGGCGAGGAGAAAACGGUGUUUACCGAGUUUGACGUCGCAAGCCAGAGACGUAUAACUGACGAAAAUGGAACGCAUCCGUCUUCGGAAUAUUUGGACGAGGAGGAAGAAAGAGAAUACGGCGUGGUGGAUCGAUACACCACGAACGGAGGGUACCAUCGUCAGCAGUUGUGGAAAAAAGUGUUCGAGGACGAGUUAGCGCCGAGCAGGAGAAAAUUGGUCGAGUUGACGCUCGAUGAACCGAUACGAGUGGAAAGAGGGAGAAGGGUUGGAAUUUACAUCCAUUCCGCGGAAAGAGGAGACCAAGGGAUCGUGUACGAUAACGUGGCCGAGUUGAGACCGAGGGCGAAGAGAGACGGGAGAGUGAUUAUACAUCCCGGCGUGGCGCAUUUGAGUUUCAAGCCGUUUGGUCGAUCCGCGCCGUGGGGUGGGAUUUCCUUGAGAAGAGGUCGACAGUUUGUCGGCAAACUCGGGUACGCCGUGAGGUGGAUGUUGUGGUCGGAAGUCAAUCACCGUUUGUUCCCCAUUGGGUAUAAACAAGCCGUGAAAGAGUUGAUUAAAGGUAAUCAGUUGGACGAGGAGUGCGCGCUUUCGAUUUUGCCGCCGGAAAUCAUGUUCGCGGUGUUGAACAAGUCCUGCGGUUGGGAUUGGUUUGGUCCGCAGAUGAGAAAAAUUAAGAAACAAGGCGCGGAUGGAAAGUCGUUGAUUCCAGAGAUUGAGUGGUCGGAAACGUGCGGGAGAGAAGGCGUGGAUCAGUCUCUCUUGAGGAGUUCGAGAAGGUUUCAACAGGGCACGGCGGGAUGGGUACAAGUCCCGCGAGAGAAGAGAGAAGAUUUCGCCCGAGCGCUCAAGAUUUUUAAGCAUCUCAUGCACGAAGAGUACGUCGUCAAGUUGGAGAAGCGGUUGGCGAUUAGCGUCUCAUCAGACGAAGACGAAGAUCUCGAAGACGACGACGACGAAAAAGAAGAAGAAGAAGAAGAAAAAUCGGAAUCGGAAUUAGACGGCGAUUACGUCAGUUCAGACGAAGCUCGCGAGCUGUCAGAAAAUGUUGAAGAACGAGAAGGGGAUGAAGACGACGACGUCGACGACGGUAAAAGAAGAACGAGAGCGUCAACGAAGGCAAAGAAAGCGAAGAAAGCGGCGCCAAAACCUCGCAGACUCACGAAAGAAGAAAAGAUUGAAAACGCGAUCGAGUCUCGGUACGCUCGCAUACACAUGUUAGACGUGCCGCUCAGAGAAUUUGUGUUACACCACACGCUCGAUAACUUGGCGAGAGAGUUGGAAACUCUCGACUUGCUCAUCGAAGAAGGCUUUUGCGAUUCAAAGGACGAGGUGGAUAGAUUUCUUACGCACGCGCAAAUGAAUCAAACUCACCAUGGGAUUCUGGAUAAUUUUCAUUCUCAUCACGGGCCCGGCGGCGGCUCGAGUCGCAAAUCGGCUUUAGAAGAACUCGUUGAAAUGAACGGCGGCCGACGCAUCGAGUUUGAAAACGGAUCGAAUAUUUCCGGCUUGUACGAUGACGACAAAGAAGACGACGGCGACGGCAACAUGAAUGAAAAGCCGUCCUCGAGAUCUAUCGUCGACGUCGAGUACGUCGCGCACGAGCGAAUGCCAGGGUCCAUCAUGCGUACAUUUGAACGAGAUUUAUCGAACGUGCACGGGAGCCACGUUUGGUACGGGAACCACGGACCGUCGCUCGGAGGACUCGGCGGCGCGUUUGAAGGCGAAGAGUAUUCGUCCUCUGAAGAAGAAGGAGAAGAAGAAGAAGAAGAAGAGUACGACGAGGAUUACGACGAGGAGGAUUACGACGAGGAUUACGACGAUACAAUUAUAGAAGAAGAAGAACUGGCUGCCGCUGCCUCGGGGGAAUUCGAUUUCAUUUAG